AAAUAAAAUUGUUAAUCUAAAAAACGACUUAAUCUUCAAAAGGGAAAUUGUUUUAGCAAACCUAUCGCUUUGAGAUAUGAGACUAGUCUUAAAGUUUGCAUUUUUGGAUAUGGGUCAUCUUGAUAUUUGGAAGUCUUUGUCCGGUGUUCUCUGUGUUUAUAAGCACUCGGGAAUUUCCUCCGCUGGGUUGAUCAAGCUGAUUACUCGUAAGAUCGCCGAAUCUGUCUCUGAUAUUGAAUCUACUUCUCGAAUUCAACUUCCUCUGAUCUCCAUCCCAGUCAUCGAAGCUCAUGAAAAGUCAGGCGCUCUAGUAGUCGUCGGCCGGAAUGAAGUGGCUGAUUACAGAUAUCAUCCACUUGUGUCUGGCAGAUCAAUCAGACAAGAGGACAUUCAAUUGGUAGACGUACUACCGUUGGCCACAAAUAGUUCUGGAGUCUGCUUGUUCGGUGUCAAUGAUGGUUGUGAAAGUAUUCCAGAACUCAUGUCAAAGUCAUGGACAAAUGUGUAUCGAAUCGAUGGAAUUAUAAAAAAGUCGGAAAAUAUAGACGUUUCGAAAAUUUCAAAGCAUCGAAUUGAGAAAGUUUUGUCACGCUUGGAAUCUGAAUUUCGUAGUGCCUCAUUUCGUCAUGCCAAUGUAGAUAUGGAGAGUUCAGAAGCAUUUGAAUUAGCUCGUCGAGGAGUUCCACGGGCUCAGCUACCCGGUUCACAAAUAGUUUAUUCGAUUGAUUUGAAUUGGUUCCGAUCACCAAAAUUCUCUGUGACAACUCAAUGCUCUGGCGAAGACGAUGAAAUGCUCAGACAAUUGAUUGAGCACAUUGGUUCAAACCUUGGUACCGAGUCUACGACAAUUCGACUUCAGAGACAGAAUUUUGGACCAUUUGGAAGUGACAAUGCACUGUUAGAAAAACAAAUUAAUCUACAGAACAUUGCUAGAAAUAUAAUUCUGAAUCGAAAAAUCAUCACUUCCGAAUCAGUUAACAAGAAGAUUGUAUCAGAAAGCGUUGAGCCGGAAGAUUCAACAAAAAAUCGGGAGAUUUUCGAUGGUUUCGGAUUGAAAGAAUCCACAAAACUGGAUGAUUACGAUGCAAUGAGACCAGCAUGGCCGAGAAAUUAUUAAUUCUUAAUUCUAUUCUCGAAUUUAUUAUUAAAAAUAAACUGAAAAAAUAGGUUAGAUAC
This is a messenger RNA of Caenorhabditis elegans, 1176 nucleotides long. RefSeq names its product TruB_N domain-containing protein (gene Y43B11AR.3). Gene Ontology annotation, biological process: RNA modification; pseudouridine synthesis. Gene Ontology annotation, molecular function: RNA binding; pseudouridine synthase activity. The record is from RefSeq and is marked reviewed. Lineage: Eukaryota; Metazoa; Nematoda; Chromadorea; Rhabditida; Rhabditidae. The coding region runs from base 110 to 1117 and encodes 335 amino acids. The transcript has 6 exons.